GGAGCGGGGGGCGGGGCCUCGGCGCGCCCGUCGUCGCGCGACCGCCGUUGGGGGGAGCGGCGCGAGGACCAGGGGGCUGAGCGCGCGCCAGCGGCCUGGAGGAUUAUUACAAUGAGUCUACGGAAGCAAACUCCCAGUGACUUCUUAAAGCAGAUCAUAGGACGGCCAGUUGUUGUAAAGUUAAAUUCCGGAGUGGAUUACCGAGGUGUCCUAGCUUGCCUCGAUGGCUAUAUGAACAUAGCCUUAGAGCAGACAGAAGAAUAUGUAAAUGGACAGCUAAAGAACAAGUAUGGAGAUGCCUUUAUCCGAGGGAAUAAUGUGCUAUAUAUCAGUACACAGAAGAGAAGGAUGUGAAGAGAGCCAGCGAGUGUUACAUUUUGGACUUUGAUAUAUUUUUAAAAUCUGAUUUUUUUCAUUUGGUUUUUGUUAUGUAAAGUUCCUGUUGUCUAUAAAGCUGGAGAGAACUCUUCCUUCAGAGCAAGAGAUUUUGUAGCCAACACAUCCUCCACAUUUGAGUUUUGCUGUUUUCUUAUGCCUCUUUCAGCAAUAUGCAGAAAAUUAUAGUAAUAAAAGGAUGACAGGAUGUGUGUUUGAAUGAUU
Ornithorhynchus anatinus (platypus) is the source of this 600-nucleotide messenger RNA. It is a transcript of the gene LSM6, whose product is annotated as LSM6 homolog, U6 small nuclear RNA and mRNA degradation associated. NCBI's taxonomy places the organism in Eukaryota, Metazoa, Chordata, Mammalia, Monotremata, Ornithorhynchidae. Gene Ontology annotation, molecular function: RNA binding. Gene Ontology annotation, biological process: maturation of SSU-rRNA; mRNA splicing, via spliceosome. The transcript is spliced from 4 exons. Gene Ontology annotation, cellular component: U4/U6 x U5 tri-snRNP complex; sno(s)RNA-containing ribonucleoprotein complex; P-body. Bases 112 to 354 code for a protein of 80 amino acids. The record is from RefSeq and is a predicted model, not a curated record.